AUGCUUUUCCGCGCCGCCAUGCCGUUUUCCAUCCCCCCCCCCCCCGCCACAUCACGAGGCCGAGGCAAUGCUUUUCCUCGAAGAAUCCCAGCCCAGGCAUGGACCCUGCUCAGCGGUCGUAAAGAAUCGGUGAAGAAGCCCACGCACCGGACUUUCUCCACUCGUCCACACCUUGCAAGCCGCGCCGACGACCAAGGCGAGAAGCCUCCGCUGAUGACUCAACAAUCGCAUGAGGCUAUCCUUCAGAACCCCCGCCGUACCAGCUCCAUUCCUGCUUGCCUUGGCCGUGCGACGAGCUGCAGUGGCCUGCAUGACAAGGCACGUUCCCGCUAA
This is a messenger RNA of Verticillium alfalfae VaMs.102, 333 nucleotides long. RefSeq lists its product with no specific name. The transcript has a single exon. The coding region runs from base 1 to 333 and encodes 110 amino acids. The record is from RefSeq and is a predicted model, not a curated record. Lineage: Eukaryota; Fungi; Ascomycota; Sordariomycetes; Glomerellales; Plectosphaerellaceae.